AUGGAACAUUCAACCGCUGUACAGGAGAUCUCGGUCAGGGUGGCUGAUUUCCACCGUCGUCAACUACCAUUUCGCAUAUAUCAUGGCGCGACCAAUAGUACUCGACCCUCCAAUCGAUCCCUUUCAAACACCGUCAGCACGGAAGCUCUCUCCCAUGUACUGAAGGUCGAUACCGACUGCUGCACCGCUAUAGUCGAGCCCAAUGUCUGUAUGGACGCUCUUUUGGCCGCUACUCAAGCCCACGGCCUGGUCCCUUUGGUAGUUGUUGAGUUUCCUAAUAUCUCGGUUGGGGGAGCCUUUUCAGGCACGUCUGGGGAAAGCAGCUCGUUUCGCGAGGGAUUCUUCGAUCAUACAGUGAAUUGGGUUGAGAUAGUCCUGGGAGAUGGUCAGGUGGUGAAGGCAUACAACGAUCGUGUCAACACACAUUCGGACCCGGGGGACAAGCGAUCAGACUUGUUCUGGGGCGCGGCUUCUUCCUUUGGAACCCUGGGGGUCGUGACGCUACUGGAGAUUCGUUUGAAGAAGGCGCAACCUUUGGUGGAGCUGCAAUACUACGUCACUUCGAACAUGAACGAGGCGGUGCGUGUCUUUCAAGAGGCCGGCGACGAUCCUGCCACCGAGUAUUUAGAUGGGAUCGUUUAUUCACGAAGCAAGAUUGUUGUUUGUGCUGGAAAACAGGUUCCACAAAGCUCCAAUGUCAAACCUCGAAAUUUUACUCGCCGACAAGAUGAUUGGUUUUAUUUGCACGUCGAGCGCAUUGCUCAAUCCAAGACCUCCGACCGAGAGAAUUCGCUUCGCAUGCCAGAUGCCGUCGACUACAUUCCUCUGACGGACUAUCUCUUCCGGUACGACCGGGGUGGGUUCUGGGUGGCUCGUUAUGCGUUUCGCUACUUCUGUGUUCCGUUCAACUUCCUUACUCGCUGGCUCCUCAACCGAUUCAUGCAUACCAAGGUGAUGUAUCACGCCUUGCACGUCAGUGGGCUUGCGCGUCGGUAUAUCAUACAGGAUGUCGGUGUGCCAAUCUCAACUGCCUCUGAGUUUCUGGACUGGCUGGACCGUCCUGAAAACUUUGCACAGUACCCGCUCUGGCUCUGUCCGCUACCCCCAGGAAGCGCAGGUGGGUUAGAAGGACAGUCAAUGAAUAAUGGAAAGGCAGUGGAUGUGGAGACACAGAAGACACACAAGACACAGCUCCUCAACUUCGGAAUCUGGGGCCCUGCCGCCACUAUAGAUCCAGCUGGGUUUGUGGCCCAGAAUCGGCAAUUGGAACAGAAGGUCCACAAUCUGGGAGGAAAGAAGUGGUUAUAUGCUCAUACUUACUAUGCAGAGGAGGAAUUCUGGGCCAUCUACGACAAGCCCGGGUAUGACUCUCUACGGAAUAAAUAUCAUGCACAGCAUCUUCCAUCCUUGUUUGACAAAGUCAGGGUACGCGAGUCUGAUCUUCCGGGCGCACAUCGGGGAGAGUUCGAGACUGGAUGGAAGGGAUCAGUCAAACGUGCUCUCUGGGACGUUUGGCCCUUUUGUGGUCUUUAUGGGGUCUACAAGGCGUGGAGAGGUGGAGACUAUCUGUUACAGAAGGAGACUCCUCGACAGAAGGCCGAUUGA
Penicillium bovifimosum is the source of this 1605-nucleotide messenger RNA. RefSeq names its product FAD-binding oxidoreductase. Gene Ontology annotation, molecular function: FAD binding; Delta24(24-1) sterol reductase activity. Gene Ontology annotation, biological process: steroid metabolic process. The transcript has a single exon. The coding region runs from base 1 to 1605 and encodes 534 amino acids. Lineage: Eukaryota; Fungi; Ascomycota; Eurotiomycetes; Eurotiales; Aspergillaceae. Gene Ontology annotation, cellular component: cytoplasm; membrane. The record is from RefSeq and is a predicted model, not a curated record.